AUGCAUGAAGUCCAGGCUGGUACACCACAAUCACAACACGGACCUCCCCCAAACGGUACACCUCAACCACCACCUUCUCAACUUCCUCCAAACCAGCCCGUACAAUCCCAAGGUGGACAACCCACCCACCAGGCGACUCCAAACCCCCAGCCACAGAAAUUGCCUCAAACUCAACAGCCCGGACAACAAAAUGGACAACCGGGUCAUCAGCAACAACCCCAUCAAGGUCCGCAGGGUCAGCAGGGCCAACAGCCUUCCCAGCAAGGCCAACAGCCUAUGACUGCCCAGGAGCAUCAGAUGAAAGCACAAGCGCAACAGCAACAGCAGCAUAAUGCUGCGAUGAUGAUGCAACAACAGAGAAUGAACCGCCAAAGCUCUUCGAUUUUAACCCUGAACACCUACGCCGAAUUAUUGGGUUCAUUUGAGAGCCAAAAUGAAACCAGCGACUUCACAUACUGGCAGGGCUUUGUUGACCGGUUCUUUACUCCUAUGGGUGUUCUGCGCCAAGGUGUUUGGAACCCUCAAACUGGCUCUAAGCAAUUUGAGAUUUCAACUCCGGCACUUGCACGGUACUACCUCACCCAAUUUUCGAGUGGUAUCAGUCGUAUCCAGAUGGUGGUAGAAGGUGCCCGUGAACGGGAUGCUCCCAAUGGCGGGCAUAUAGUCGAGAGCCAGCGGACCUAUUUCAUAUACUGGUUCCCGAAUGAUUGUCAGCUAUUUACCAGUAGCCACCUGCGUGCUCAUUUCGAUGCCAAUAACAAGCUUGAGAUGCUUGAUAUUAACGUUUACAAUCACAAAGAAUUUAUCUCCCGAAAUUAUCUUCAGAGUCUGGAGGCAUCUGAACAAAAACAGAGCCCCAAGCUUACCAAAAAUGCUGCGAAGCGGGCACAGAAGCAAGCCCCGUCAAUAUCACUCCCAGAAUCCAUGGUCACUGCCGACGGCGUGCCUACUGCCGUGAUGGGAUUCUUGGAAGUGGCCGAGACAAUUUCCCAGAUGCAAAUCCUCCUGUCAUUUUCCCAUUCGCAUCCAGGAUUGUCUGCUCCUGAAGCUCUCCGCAACCUUGUCAAUACUCUACAAACACAGACCCCUAGUCCCUAUGUUGGAUUCGCGCCUCCAAUGGCGCAAGGCAUGCAAAUGCCUAUGCAGCAACUUGCCCGGGCCCCCAGCAUGAAUGGGCCCCCUCAAUUUGUUUCCCCCGCUAUGGCUCAUCUGGGUCUUCCGGGUUCACAGGGCUCGCCUCUUAUGGCCGGCUCAGCCCACGCCAGCCCUGCCCAGAGUCAACUUGCAGGCCCUCCUGGAAUGCCGGGCUCUGUUCAACCAUCUCCGGUCAUUAUGAAUAACAGCCCUAAUGUCGGGGGUAACAAGCGCCGCCGGGCAAGCACUGUCAAAAUGGAAGAGGACGGCGGAAUUGAGACUAAUGGCACUGCACCUCUUCCCGGCAAGGUCAAAGCUAGUCCCCGAGUAACGAAACGGCAGAAAGGGGCAGCUGCAUGA
Messenger RNA from Penicillium taxi, 1494 nucleotides. Its product is annotated as LIM domain-binding protein. NCBI's taxonomy places the organism in Eukaryota, Fungi, Ascomycota, Eurotiomycetes, Eurotiales, Aspergillaceae. The transcript has 3 exons. The record is from RefSeq and is a predicted model, not a curated record. The coding region runs from base 1 to 1494 and encodes 497 amino acids. Gene Ontology annotation, biological process: negative regulation of transcription by RNA polymerase II; positive regulation of transcription by RNA polymerase II. Gene Ontology annotation, cellular component: transcription regulator complex; nucleus.